ACUGCUUCAAAUAGAGUGCUCAGGGAAUGACAGAAAUAUUUCAGAUAUAAUCGCGGAUUUAUUAGUUACGCGCGACGCGACUAUAUUAAUACAUUAAAAACAAUUGUAGUUUAGAACAUUUUUAGUCAGACAUCAUUACAAAUUGUAUUAGAAACGGAUAUAUAAUCAUGUCACAUAUAAAUCAGGAUGAAAAAUAUGUUCAACUUGCCCACAAACUAUUAAAGGUGCCUGCAAUGUCUACUAGUAAAUUAAUACUUCGGCAUUUAGAUCAUUCCAGAGAAGUUCCUACAGAAAUGAUACAGGAACUUGGUACAACAGAUGUAGCAAUUGGGGACGUUACAGCUGAAGUUAUGAUAACAACAUUAGGAAAAAUACCAAAUGAAAUGUAUUACAUUGAAGAUACAACCCCUAUCAAAAAAUUGGCUGUAUUUGGUAACAACCACCAAGGUACAUCAGAAUAUGAACAUGCUGUCAUAUCAUCUACAGAAAUAACCAAGAGUGGCCAUGAACAUGGUUAUUCGCCGCUCUUAGUUUCUUUACUAUGCGCUCUUGUGGUUAUAUUAUUUAUGUGCUGUGUUACAGCAUGCAUAAUAGCCAAGUCAAAAAGGAAAAUUAAUUUUUUUAAUAAAGAAUGUGAACCAGGAUGCACAGGUAUGAGUCAACCGCUGUUGGACAAAAUCUCAGAGUGCUCAAACAAACCAAGCAUUAGCACACUGAGAAAUUGAGUGGAAUAAAUUGGCACAAACUUAUUAACCGUGCCAGCAUUCUAUAGUACAAGGUAUUGGUCGAACAAUAGGACUACACAAAUCAAUGAUUAUGUAAAUGGAAUAUAUUAAAUACGCAUUAACGUGAAACAGCACAUUAGAAAUUGCAGUAAUCUUCACAUUUCAAUUAUAAUAAUGCCUGAAGAGGAGUUUUUCACGGGACGCACGAAUCCCAAAACAGCUUUCAAACGAACGAAACGUAAAAUGAACAAAACGAAUCAAAGAAUAGCCCUGCAAAGUCACAUGUAACAGAAUAAAAUUCGAAAUGUGACAUAACCUAAAA
Nomia melanderi (Alkali bee) is the source of this 1047-nucleotide messenger RNA. RefSeq lists its product as uncharacterized. Lineage: Eukaryota; Metazoa; Arthropoda; Insecta; Hymenoptera; Halictidae. The record is from RefSeq and is a predicted model, not a curated record.